AGAGAGGAAGACUCCGUCGAUCUCCGGUGCUCCUCAGUCCACAACCGCCGCCGCCGCCGCCACCAGACCAAUGGCGUCGCCUCGCCACCGCUCCUUCCCGCUCCGCCUCCUCAUCCUCUUCCCCGUCUCACUAUGUAUCCUCCUCCUCCUCCGCCGCUCCUCCUACGCCGCACCUCCGCUCAUACCCGCGCGCCCGGCUCCGGAUCCUCACCGGUUCUCCCUCCUCAUCAAACUCCUGGCCUACGAUCGCCCCGCCCCUCUGCUCCGCUGCCUCCGUUCCCUCGCGGCUGCCGACUACGAUGGCGACCGCGUCGCACUGCACGUCCUCCUCGACCACCUCCCGCCCAACUCGUCCGCCCCACUCCUUGCAGCGUCCCACGAGAUCCUCACCGCCGUCGACGCCUUCCCCUGGCCGCACGGGGAGAAGCGCAUCCACUACCGAGCGGCUAAUGUGGGGCUCCAGGCGCAGUGGAUCGAGGCGUGGUGGCCUGGCUCGGACGACGAGUUUGCCUUCGUCGUUGAGGACGACCUCGAGGUCUCACCGCUCUACUACAGGUUCCUAAAGCGGGUGGUCAUGAGGUACUACUACGACAGGGAGAACUACAGUCCCUACGUCUUCGGCGCGUCACUGCAGCGCCCCCGGUUUGUCGCAGGUAAACAUGGAAACAAGAUACAGCUGGACAGUGAAACUAGACUAUUCUUGUACCAGAUGGUUGGUACAUGGGGCCAACUUCUCUUUCCCAAACCAUGGAAAGAAUUUCGAUUAUGGUAUGAUGAACAGAAAGCCAAAGGAAUCAAACCUAUUCUUCAAGGCAUGAAAACUACAGGAUGGUACAGAAAGAUGGGCGAGAGAAUAUGGACUCCUUGGUUCAUUAAAUUUAUCCACUCACGUGGAUACUUCAACAUCUACACAAACUUCUUGAAGGAAAGGGCCCUCAGCAUCUCUCAUAGGGAUGCAGGUGUGAACUAUGGAAGAAGUGUUGGACCAGAUUCUACAUUGUUAGAUGGGAAUAAUCUCGAUUUCAACGUAUGGCAAUUGCAGCCUCUAAAGAAGCUAAAAUGGUAUGAUUUCUGCUUUGCUGAAAUUCUUCCAGGAAGGUUUGUUAGGAAAUUUAGUGAACUUGGUUCUGUGCUCAAGUCCGUGCAAUUAGGAAACAAUGUUGUACUCAUAAGUUUGUAUUCAGUGGAACAGAGGAUUGUGAGGAACCUUAUUUGCCAUCUUGAGAAGACGGGCAUGGAAAAUUACAUCUUCCUUGGUGACAAUUCAGAGUUUCUGGAUGACCUUGCUCAUAGAGGACAUGCCGUCAUUGAUGCUAUUGAGUUGCUGCAGGGGAUCAAAAUGAGUGGUUAUAUGAAUUCUGAUGGUUUUGUUAAGGAAAUACUAGCUAAAGCUUACGUGAUACAACAUUGCUUGAACCUGGGUUACAACCUAUGGGUACUAAAUGGUAAUAUGAUUUCACUUGGCAGUAAGUUGGUUGAGCCAUCAAAUCAAUCAGUUGACAUUUUUACUGCAGACCCUGUGGAUUUGAUAUUUAUAAGAAGCUCACAAGGCUCUAAAAAAACAUGGAAUGAGCAUAUUAUAUCGAGAGUAGCAGAUGGUGGAUUUGCUUCUGUGAAACAUGUGAGUUUUGUUCAUAUACUUACCAGAGUGUUGGAAAACAAUGGUGGUGGUGUGAGGCUGGGGAAACUGAAUGAGGAGAUAAUGACUAUGGAAUUAGGGCCUAACAUGUCGAAUAGAUCACUGUCGGAGGGUCAGAGUAAAAUGCUUUUCUGGUCUGACAGUGUGCCUUCAGAUUCGGUACAAAGGCAACUCGGAAAUGUGAAUUUGUGGUUAAUUGACUCAGAUUCAUCUUGUAGUGCUGUUGUUUGUAACCAAAAGCAGAAGUAGCCUCUGUUAUCUUACGCAUGUUCUUUUUACAUUGAUCUCCAUUAACGGAUCCUAAGGUAAUAUCGAGUAUUUGAAACUUGGCCCUGCUCCGGCACUUACCCAAGAAUAUUGUUAGCAGCCUGCAAUUACUUUAGAUGUUGAUAACUGCUGGUCUUUGGAGCCAAUAUUCUGUAUUUAAUGGGGUCUUGAGGUGUUGAUCGUUCUGAUUGUUUGGUGAGGUUGAAGUAUUCAGUUAGCUAUGCUAGUCCCCAUUCACUGGUACAAUUUUUGAGAAUCUUCCAGAAGUCUGCAAUUACAUUUGAUGUUGAUAACUGCUGGUCUUUGGAGCCAAUAUUCUGUACUUGGGUUCUUAAGGUGUUGAUUGUUCUGAUUGUUUGGUGAGGUUGAAGUAUUCAGUUAGCUAUGUCAGUCCUCAUUCACUGGUACAGUUUUUGAGAUGAACGUUUCCUGGUGUGCUCGGUGUAAUAGCAGCGUCUCCCCGCAGCCUCAGACAUUGGAGACUGAACUUGACAUGUCCGGUGUUUCUGACCACUUGCAACUGAGGCUAGAGGCGACGCCAAGCUUGGAGGCAGCGAAACUUACGCUCGCAGUGUGUAUGGAGAAAGCCUCAAAGAUGUUAGAGGCAGACUUAGAAGCCGAAAAUCACAACACUGCGGAUGCUUUGAAUAGAUAGAUGUAGAAAGAGUAGCUGAAGACAAACUGGUAGAUGCUGUUUGUGGUGCGGAUGCAUUGAUGCAAUAUCAACAUAGUACACAUUUUACUGUGAGAUACGCUGAGCAUGCAUUGUCGAUCUGAAGAGAUUUCCCAACCACAGUUGAAGAUUCCUAGUAGUUUAAUGUUCUUCCACUUGAA
Triticum dicoccoides is the source of this 2740-nucleotide messenger RNA. RefSeq lists its product as uncharacterized. NCBI's taxonomy places the organism in Eukaryota, Viridiplantae, Streptophyta, Magnoliopsida, Poales, Poaceae. The transcript has 4 exons. Bases 71 to 1888 code for a protein of 605 amino acids. The record is from RefSeq and is a predicted model, not a curated record.